Aptenodytes forsteri (emperor penguin) is the source of this 2032-nucleotide messenger RNA. RefSeq names its product opsin 4 (gene OPN4). The coding region runs from base 271 to 1857 and encodes 528 amino acids. The transcript is spliced from 12 exons. Lineage: Eukaryota; Metazoa; Chordata; Aves; Sphenisciformes; Spheniscidae. The record is from RefSeq and is a predicted model, not a curated record. Gene Ontology annotation, cellular component: membrane. Gene Ontology annotation, molecular function: G protein-coupled receptor activity. Gene Ontology annotation, biological process: G protein-coupled receptor signaling pathway; visual perception.
GCAAUCUGAAGCUCUAGUGAGAAACUCUGCACUGGAUCUCACAUUAUUCCAGAGAACCUGACAAUCUGCUUUACACACACACACAAAAAGGUAAAUUGGCUGACUUAAAUUCAGAGGAGAGCUUUUCUUUGUUUUCGCUUAGAUUUUGUUCACCUGAAUAAUCAGCCCAUUCAAAGGGGGAUCUCUUGUCCCUCUGAGGACCCCAACGGCACCAAAAUUGUGGAGUCCUUCAAUGCAUGGAAUGACUCAGAAGCCAACGCCUACACACUGAUGGACCUGCCUCUUAGAGCCCCAACAAAGAUGACAGUGCAAGAUGUUCCUGGUGCCUUUCCUACAGUGGAUGUCCCAGACCAUGCCCAUUAUACAAUUGGAGUAGUCAUUCUUAUAGUGGGGAUCACAGGAACUCUGGGUAAUUUCCUGGUCAUCUAUGCUUUCUGCAGGAGUAGGAGCCUUCAGACUCCAGCCAACAUAUUCAUCAUCAAUCUAGCUAUUAGUGACUUCCUGAUGUCCAUUACGCAGUCUCCAGUUUUUUUCACCAACAGCCUCCACAAACGCUGGAUUUUUGGUGAGAAAGGCUGUGAGCUGUAUGCCUUCUGUGGAGCUCUUUUUGGCAUUACAUCUAUGAUCACUUUGAUGGUGAUUGCCUUGGACAGAUAUUUUGUCAUCACAAAACCUCUGGCUUCUGUUGGAGUGACGUCUAAGAAGAAGGCCCUAAUAAUCCUGGUAGGAGUCUGGCUGUACUCUUUGGCUUGGAGCCUCCUGCCCUUCUUUGGAUGGAGUGCAUAUGUUCCCGAGGGUCUGCUGACUUCCUGUUCCUGGGACUACAUGACUUUCACACCAUCAGUCCGUGCCUACACGAUGCUGCUCUUCUGCUUCGUCUUUUUCAUUCCUUUGAUUGCUAUCAUAUACAGCUAUGUCUUUAUAUUUGAGACUAUCAAGAAGGCCAACAAGUCUAUUCAGACAUUCGGAUGCAAACAUGGAAAUAAGGAGUUCCAGAAACAGUAUCAGAGGAUGAGAAAUGAGUGGAAGAUGGCCAAAAUUGCACUGAUUGUCAUCUUGCUUUAUGUCAUUUCCUGGUCACCAUACUCUGUUGUUGCUCUGGUAGCUUUUGCUGGGUAUUCCCACGUCCUAACACCCUUCAUGAACUCCAUACCAGCUGUGAUUGCCAAAGCUUCUGUCAUCCAUAACCCCAUCAUUUAUGCUAUCACUCACCCCAAAUACAGAACAGCCAUUGCAACAUAUGUUCCUUGCCUUGGAUCCCUGCUGAGAGUUUCUCCUAAAGGCUCACGGUCUUUCAGCAGUUAUCCCUCCUCCAGACGAGCAACCGUACCCAGCCAGUCUUCUGAGCUAAGUGGGCCGCAGAAAGGAAAAAGGCAACUGUCUUCUCUCUCUGACAGUGAAUCAGUCUGUUUUGACACAGAAACUGAUACCCCCAGUGUGUUCUCCAGACUUGCUAGCAGACAGAUUUCCUAUGAAACGGGUAAAGACACAACUCAAACUAGUGACAUAAGAGUCAAACCUAAACUGAAGCGCCAUGAUUCUGGAAUUUGUGAGAAGACAGCUGCAGAUGCUGAUGACAUAUCCAUGGUAGAAUCGAAUGUCACAGAGUACACUGCUACACCUACUCACCAAACAUCUAAAAAACGCAACUUGGAGGAAAUCAAGAGAGGUGAGAGCCUGAAUGGUAUUGGACAAAGAAAAGGAGAGUCUCACCAUGGACCAUCUGCAGCCCAGAUACCCAGCAUUACAGUAACAUACAGCAAUGUCCAAGGAGUAGAGCUGCCUUCUGGAUACAAGUCUGGUUUCCUGUACCCUAAGAUCAACAGCCACAAGCAGAACAAGAAGUCAAACAGCUAAGUGGGUGGUGCAAGCCAGAAUGUCACCUUAGCCAAUACCUCUGGAACAACUAUGGACCCGCUGAAUCCAGAAUACCUUCCUACCUUGUUCUGAAAUGCUCCUACAAAGACACAAGACAAGCAAGGAUAAAAGCAAGGGGAGUAAGCUCUUCAGCAUCAGAACUCUCUCCAGUAGU